GUCAUUUCGUGUGUUUUCAAGCAAACAGUAUCCGGCGUCUCCGAUUCUUACCGAGAGCACAUCACGAUAAUCAAAUUAAAGGAUAAAGAAAUGUUUAAAUGAAACGGAAUAUAAACCUGGAUGAUGUGAAUAAAUUGUAGUAUAACAUUAUACUAUAACUUUGACGUAGUUUAAAGUCUUUGUCGUAUUAUACUGUUUCUUCACAGCGAAUUUGAAUACUUUAUUUAAUAGCCAGGAUGGCUGAUAGUGCAGCAAUAGAAAGGGAAAAGCAUAUGAAACAAUUAAAACGUAGAAUGGAAUGUUGGCGUGAAGUAAUACUUCCAUUGAAUUCCAUUCUAUUAUGGGAACGGUCCUGGUACCCUGGCCUUAUACUUGGAAUUACAACUAUAACAUUUUUUGUAAUAUGGAUGUUGGAACCUGCUAUACUUACAAUAAUAUCUAUAACUCUUCUUAUAUUGGCUUUGAUUGAUUAUCUUGUACCAGUUGUAUUAUCAUUGCUGAGUCCUGUCAACAAAUGGACAGGCCAGAAAGAGAAAAAGUUAAAUGAGAUAUGUCAAAAUUUAUCCGUAAUAAUCUUACAGUUACAAAGUUUGUGGAAAUUGUUGUUAAAAACACGAAAUGAUCGUCCGAAUGUGUAUUAUCCAGGCAUAAUACUUUGUCUUGUCCUUUGUAUAUGGAUUGGAAGCACGGUUAAUAACUUGCUUCUAUUUUAUAUCGCAGUGAGUGUUCUUUUACUUACACCAGGAUUCAGACAUAAGGGACGUGCGAUGUCAGUUAGUAUAGCAUAUGUGUGCGAAUUUCUAUUUCACGAAAAACAAUCAUAAUCAUCAUUUUGUAUGUGUUUUCGUCUUUAUUCUCUGUGAGACUUUAACUACAAUAAAUUAAUUCGUAAUUUAUUAAUUCAUAAUUAGGGAUAACUAGCUUUUCAGCUUUUUAAACGUACAAGUACUGUAAUAUAAAUUGUGUCCUCAUCUCUUUUCAUCGUUUUAUGUGAUAUUUAAGAUUGCAGUUCGUUUUACACGCAAUUUUAUAAUAUAAAUAUACUUCCACAUUAUUCUUCAUUCAUCGAUAACAAUAAAAUUAUUUCAUCUUUCAUCAGACUUUAUUUCCACGAAAGUAGUUACUUAAGUAAUGAGAUUUUCGUUAAUGAGAUUGGAUUAAAUAUUAGCAUUAAUUUUAUACUUUUAUGAACAUCAAGUUUAAAAUGUUUGAAAAUGGCGGGUUAGUUAAAUUAAAUAUCCGAUGGCGCUAGUGGUAUAAAUAAGUAUAUUAUAUAUACUUAAUUUUUCGAAGUAAGAGUUACUCAUUUAAUACUAUAAUUUAUGUAUAAUUUAUGUAUAAUUUAUGUAUGUUACGAGAUAAACAUUGCGACUGAAGCAAGAAAUGCAUUGCGUAAUUAUGUUGCAAAUAAUCGUCAAUAUGGAUUCAUUGGUAAUCAUUAGUAUUUCACGUAUCAAUUCGUUUAGACCAAGUUAUUCAAUAUGAAUAUCGAUAGUUUAUAUUAAUUGUUUAUAUGUGCUUACAAAUAAACGUUACUAUGGUGAAA
Molecule: messenger RNA, 1546 nt
Organism: Bombus terrestris (buff-tailed bumblebee)
Lineage: Eukaryota; Metazoa; Arthropoda; Insecta; Hymenoptera; Apidae
Gene: Arl6IP1
Product: ADP-ribosylation factor-like protein 6-interacting protein 1
Exons: 5
Coding region: 237-824 (195 amino acids)
Source: RefSeq, a predicted model, not a curated record